Messenger RNA from Archocentrus centrarchus (flier cichlid), 2101 nucleotides. RefSeq names its product SAM domain, SH3 domain and nuclear localisation signals 1b (gene samsn1b). The transcript has 15 exons. Lineage: Eukaryota; Metazoa; Chordata; Actinopteri; Cichliformes; Cichlidae. Gene Ontology annotation, molecular function: protein binding. Bases 101 to 2011 code for a protein of 636 amino acids. The record is from RefSeq and is a predicted model, not a curated record.
GUGUGUGAGUUUGAGUCGGAGUGUGAAAGUGUGCUUAUGCGUGCCGGAGGCUAAGCUCAUCUUUACUUGGUUCCAUUGUCUUUGACACAGACCAUCAGCCAUGAACCUGUUCUGCUUCACGCUGGAGGGCUCCACAGAAAGCAUGUAUGAACCAGCAAACAAUCAAAAACUCAAGGAAGUGCUGCCCAAGUACCAUUUCAGUCCUGUUCUUCUGAGGCGCAAUGCUGGCUGGGGUGGCUCAGAUCCAUCAAUCACUUCUAUCCAACCUCAGGGUAAAAUAAAGUUAAAAAGAGACAGCAAAAGGUCAGGUAUGCCAACACCACUCUUGGAAAAAGAAAUAUUAGAAAAAGACAUUCAUCAUACCUGCUGGAUGUCAUGUGGUGACAAGAAGGACUUAUUUCAUCAAACAAAAGCCCAGAAAGAAGAGAUGUGUGAAGCUACCUGCCUCAGCAGCAAGCUGACAACAGAAGACAGCGUGAGGAACAGGACACGGUUAGAUCUGCCAGCUCAGGGCACUAAAACUACAGCUGAUACAUCAGAAUCAAUAAAAACCACAAGAAGACUAAGGAAGUUACAAAAUUUAGUGCAAACAAAGAGUGGAGCUGGAAAGGGAAAGAGCACAUCUAAGAGUAAUGAUUCAGAUGUUGGGAACAACAACAAUCCAGUGCUAACCUGCAUGGGCCGCAGGAGGAGGACAGAGAGGAGGCUCUCUAAGACUGCUUCACUGCCACAGCAGCUGAUGCAGCAACAGGCCAGGGACCUCCAUAAAGAUCCAGAGGAGGAUGGCACGUGGAGCCCGAGGGUUGGAAAUUAUCUGUGGAGUCCUUUCGACUAUCCACAGAUCCACACGUCCUUCUAUCAAAAAUGCCACGAACCUCGGCAUGAACUGUGUGGGCUGCGUCACACCACAGAAUGGGACCGUUUUGAGACCCUCAUGCAGGAAAUGGACAGAAAACAAUCGAGUCUGUCUCCUCCUCAAAUGAUCCACUCCAUCACAGAUCUGCAUCUCUACCAAAACACAUUGACCAGAUUUGAGCGAUUUGAAGCCUUAAGACAGCACCCGCCUUUAAUGAAACCACAGGAUAAUGAAAGUUGUCCGCAAACGUGGGAGCAGAAUGGUGAGCUGACCAAAUCGAGACCACAGAGGACAGAGAUGGAGAGUCUAUCACAGAGCGACAGGAGGCACGUCGAGGCCUCCCCAGAGGAAACGCGAACAAUCGUCUCUAACAGACAUGUGCAGAAAGGUGAAGCAGAGAAGAGGGAGGCUGACCGCGGGAGGCCAAUUACUAAAGCACGUAGUAGGUCCACUAACUCUCUGGAAAGCCUCUACAGCCUCAACAGCGGACAAAGCUCCUCAAGUGGAGUUACCAGUGGGUCAGACUGUUCCAGUAACAGAAACAGUCUGAGGCUAGAGGAUGAUCUGUUGUGCACAAGACAGUUUUGUGGCAGAGCAAGAGUCCAUACAGAGUAUGUGCCAAGUCCAUAUGACACCGAGUCCCUCAAACUCACGGUGGGAGAUGUAAUCGACAUCAUAGCCAAGCCCCCCAUGGGAAUAUGGACAGGCAUGCUGAAUGGCAGAGUAGGAAAUUUCAAGUUCAUCUAUGUGGAUGUACUGAGGAAAGAGACUUCUGGGACACACCUGGAAACACACCUCCACCGAGUGAGACACAAAUCGACUGUGCAGGAAGUGUUGAAGCGUCUCAGUUUAGAGGAGUAUUCCACAUGUUUGCAGCUGGGUGGUUACCAAACAGUAGAUGAUUUGAUGAGGCUGAGGGAGAAUCAUCUGAUGGAGCUUAAUGUGACUGAUCCAGAGCACAGGCAACGUCUGCUCGCCGCUGUCAACUCCCUGCAGCAACUGCGCUCUGGCUGUCAGCUGGAGAAUGAGGCCGAUCGAGAGGCCGGGAGCUCCAGUGAGAACAGGGACUCUGGCUGCCCCAUGCCAUCUGACAGCCCCGACAGCAUCACAGAGGAAGCACACCUUCAUUUUCUCUCUGACGCGACAGCUUCAUAAGAAAUAUCUAUUCACUAAAAUGCUUGUAUUAUUUUGUUCCUGUUGCCGCUGUUUCUCCUGUAACUGUGAAACAUGGAAAGAUGUACAAUA